AUGCAAAUCAAGGCAAAGGGAGAUGCUGUGAAGAAGAGUAAGAAAGGCUCUGGGAAGAAAGCAAAGAAAGCUGCACCAAAGGAAGUAUUGGGUGAUGAUACAGAUAAUGAGGAUGAUAAUACAAAUGAUGCCGAAGAUGUGAGGCAAGCAGUUGAUCAUCAGAAGAAAAGAAAAAGACAUGAACCCAAACAAUCGAAAGACCUGAAAAGGAUGAAGAAGCAAAUCGAAAGAUCCGAUAGUGAAGAGGAAAAAGAAGAAGAAUCUAAUAAGCAAUGUGUUGUCUAUAAACAAGGAAGAAGACGUAGGAGUGGAGUUUAUACCAAGAACAAAUUUUUUGAAGAGGUCACCAUUGACGAAAAAGUCAGUAUUGAAGCGAAAAGCAAACAAGGCAGAAGAGGAUGGGAAGCAACCAGGAAGCAAGGUAAGAAGAAUCAAGGAAAGGACAACAUGGAAUCAAAGGACAACCAGUGUACUACUCAAAGAUUGUGA
Papaver somniferum (opium poppy) is the source of this 489-nucleotide messenger RNA. RefSeq names its product protein split ends-like. Lineage: Eukaryota; Viridiplantae; Streptophyta; Magnoliopsida; Ranunculales; Papaveraceae. The record is from RefSeq and is a predicted model, not a curated record. The transcript is spliced from 4 exons. The coding region runs from base 1 to 489 and encodes 162 amino acids.